UCUGACAGCUGACAUUACUGACAAUUACUGACGUGUACCAGAGACCAAUAAACAAGACGUGUACCUACUGUUGUUUUUGCGUUGCGGCAUUCUGAUUCUCAAUAUAUAAUUUGUGUAAAUAGCGAAAUACUUAACACUUUCCCGCCACAAUGAUUACCGACAUCCAGUUGGCUGUGUUCUCGAACAUUCUCGGAGUUUCUAUAUUCCUGCUGGUUAUCCUGUACCAUUACAUUAGCGCUAAUUCUAGCAAGUAAGAUCCACCUCUAAAGAUUCUUCAGGAAACCAUCACCAUAAUUUGUAAGAUGUUAAUAAAAAACAACAAAUA
Manduca sexta (tobacco hornworm) is the source of this 325-nucleotide messenger RNA. Its product is annotated as dolichyl-diphosphooligosaccharide--protein glycosyltransferase subunit 4. Bases 150 to 254 code for a protein of 34 amino acids. The transcript is spliced from 3 exons. Gene Ontology annotation, cellular component: oligosaccharyltransferase complex. The record is from RefSeq and is a predicted model, not a curated record. Lineage: Eukaryota; Metazoa; Arthropoda; Insecta; Lepidoptera; Sphingidae.